AUGUGUCGAAAGCGCGAGAGACAAGCGAGAAGAUCCAGCGAGACCGGGGCCGUCUCAAUAAAUAGUCACGGGUCGAAGGAACCAGUGUCACCCGCUGGUCGAGUGUCCGUGUCCGAGUCGGGGUCUACGGCUGUCACGCACGAUACGGUGUGGAGGGAUGGAUCGAUGAGAGGCACCGAACAGUGGCCAGCAGCACAACAGGCCGAAAAGGGUGUUCAAUGGGCUGUUGCUGGUGUUUGGGGGCUGGCGCCAAAGUCUAAGCGGGAUUGGGUUGAACAAGACAAAGAAACGAAGAGUAGAGUGCUGCGACCACUGCGGGUCUUCCAGGCAUCCUGUGUCGACUGCUGGAAAGCCCUUCUGCAUGACGACUGCACCCGUAAUUGGAAUGAGAAAUCUCAAUCCCUGCGACCCCCCAUGCCUCCCUCCCGCUUCCCCGACCGCCGCGACACGCCCCUUCGAACCCCUAGCGGCUCCACCCCAACCACCAGCAGCGAUCUGCUCAGUCUGUGA
Messenger RNA from Paracoccidioides brasiliensis Pb18, 510 nucleotides. RefSeq lists its product as uncharacterized. The record is from RefSeq and is a predicted model, not a curated record. Bases 1 to 510 code for a protein of 169 amino acids. The transcript is spliced from 3 exons.